AUGUCUCUUUUCGCCAAAAGGGCCGUUGCCGGCAGCAGCCGUGCCAUCACUUCCACCAACAAGGGUGCUCUCUUUGCUACCAGAGCAGCUCGUGCUUACUCUACCCCCGCUGAGAGUGCCGGUGUUUCUUUCGGUCUCAGCGAGGAUCAGGAGGCCUAUCGUGACCUUGCCCGCAAAUUUGCUCGCGAAGAAAUUAUCCCCAACGCUCGCCACCACGAUCAAACCAUGGAAUACCCCACCGAGAUCAUCAAGAAGGCCUGGAAUGUUGGUCUUAUGAACACGCACAUCCCCGAAGAGUAUGGUGGACCCGGUCUCGGCCUGAUGGAGUGCGCACUCAUCUCCGAAGAACUUGCAUUUGGUUGUUCCGGUAUUCAGACGGCUCUCGAAGCCAAUGGACUCGCUGAAGCCCCCCUCAUCGUUGCAGCCUCGCACGAGAUUAAGCAGAAAUAUCUCGGUCGAAUGACCGAAGAGCCUCUUAUGGCAGCCUACUGUGUCACUGAACCUGGUGCGGGUUCGGACGUCGCCAACAUCGCCACCAAGGCUGAGAAGCAGGGCGACAAGUGGGUCAUCAACGGCAGCAAGAUGUGGAUCACCAACGGUGGCAAGGCUAACUGGUACUUCGUCCUCGCCAAGACCGACCCUAGCGCCAAGGCCGCUAAAUCUAUGACUGGUUUCGUCGUCGACGCCAACACUUCCGGCAUUCACAUCGGCAAGAAAGAAAUCAACAUGGGUCAGCGCUGCUCCGAUACACGUCAGAUCACUUUCGAAAACGUCGUCGUUCCCGAGGAGAACGUUCUGGCCAAGCCCGGUGACGGAUUCCGUAUCGCUAUGGCCGCUUUUGACAUCACCAGACCGUUGGUUGCUGCAGGCGCUGUCGGUCUCGCACAGCGAGCCCUGCACGAAGCCGCGAUGUACGCUCAAGAUCGCAAGACCAUGGGCAAAGCCAUUAUCGACCACCAAGCAAUUGCCUUCCUCCUCGCUGACAUGCAGAUGAACGUCGAGGCCGCUCGUAACCUUGUCUGGAAGUCUUCCUGGGCCAAGGACGUCGGUCAGCGCAACUCCUUCUGGGCCUCGAUGGCCAAAUGUCGUGCCGGUGAGGCCGCCAACUUCAACGCCGAUGCUGCUGUCCAGAUCUUUGGUGGUCUUGGUUUCAACACCGAGUCUCCCGUCGAGAAGCUCUACCGUGACGCUCGUAUCUUCCGUCUCUACGAGGGUACUGAUCAAAUCCAGCGUCUCAUUAUCUCGAGACACGUCAAGGAACUCUUCGCCCAGUAA
Molecule: messenger RNA, 1275 nt
Organism: Ustilago hordei
Lineage: Eukaryota; Fungi; Basidiomycota; Ustilaginomycetes; Ustilaginales; Ustilaginaceae
Product: putative acyl-CoA dehydrogenase, medium-chain specific, mitochondrial precursor
Exons: 1
Coding region: 1-1275 (424 amino acids)
Biological process (GO): fatty acid beta-oxidation; medium-chain fatty acid catabolic process
Cellular component (GO): mitochondrion
Molecular function (GO): flavin adenine dinucleotide binding; medium-chain fatty acyl-CoA dehydrogenase activity
Source: RefSeq, a predicted model, not a curated record